This is a messenger RNA of Zea mays, 1858 nucleotides long. RefSeq lists its product as uncharacterized. Gene Ontology annotation, cellular component: Golgi apparatus. The record is from RefSeq and is a predicted model, not a curated record. The transcript is spliced from 4 exons. The coding region runs from base 236 to 1651 and encodes 471 amino acids. Lineage: Eukaryota; Viridiplantae; Streptophyta; Magnoliopsida; Poales; Poaceae. Gene Ontology annotation, molecular function: O-acetyltransferase activity.
GUACGUUUUCGCGCCAUGGUUUGGAGUGGAAUUGAGGCGUCGAUAGGUGCACCAAAACCUACGAGGUCAAGGGGCAACAACUCUCUCAGCCUCACCUAGAAGGAAACUUACUUAUACCAUGCAUGCAAGCUAUUUGAUCGCGCAUAUGCAGUAGUGCCCACUGCCCAGUGCUUGCGAGUAACCGGCGGCAACCCUGCAGAUUUCCGGCCUCGGCCCGAUCGACGACGUCAAGAUCAUGGCCGGGUGCACCCCGCCGCGGAAGGGCCGGAGCACGGCCGGCGACGGCGGCCUUGAGGAGGCGUGGCUGGUGGCGGAGGCGCCGGCGCCGGCCAAGAAGCUCCACGCGAGGGCUGCGGCGUGGGGCGUCGUCACCGUCAGCUUCGGCACCCGCGGCCACGGCCACUUCAACUCGUUCGUGCUGCUGCUGCUCGUCUUGUUCGUCGUCCUCGCCAUUUCGGUCACCACCACCACCACCACCACCAAGCAGCGGGAGACGACGACGACGACGGCCGCGCCGCCGCCUGCGGAUGGCGCCCGCGCCCGCGCCGGCGGGCAAGGCGAGUGCAACAUGUCGUCCGGCCGGUGGGUGUACGACGGCGCUGCGUACCCGCUGUACGAGGAGAGCGCGUGCAAGUUCAUGUCGGACCAGUCGGCGUGCGGCAAGUUCGGGAGGACGAAUCGCAAGUACCAGCACUGGAGGUGGCAGCCGCACGGCUGCGAUCUUCCCAGGUUCGACGCGGUGAAGCUGCUCGAGAGGCUGCGCGGCAAGCGCCUGGCCUUCGUCGGCGACUCGCUGAACCGGAACCAGUGGAUAUCCAUGGUCUGCCUCAUCGACACCGCCACCCCGAUGCUGCAUAAGUCCAUGGCCGGCGGCAACGACAGCUCCCUCGUUUCCUUCAGGAUCCAUGAGUACAACGCGUCGGUGGACUUCUACUGGUCGCCGCUGCUAGUGGAAUCGAACUCGGACCAUCCGGUUCACCACCGGGUGGCCGACCGCGUCGUGCGCGCCGGCUCCAUCGACAAGCACGCCAGGCACUGGGGCGACGCCGACGUGCUCGUCUUCAACUCCUACCUCUGGUGGCGCCGCCCGAGCAUGAAAGUCCUGAGGGGUUCGUUCGAGGCGGCGGCGGCGGCGGCGUACGAGGUGACCGACAGCCUGCGCGCGUUCGAGAUGUCGAUGAAGACGUGGUCGGAGUGGCUGGAGCGCCACGUCGACCGCGCCCGCACCGGGCUCUUCUUCACGAGCAUUUCUCCGACGCACCUCCACUCCGACGAGUGGGAGGAGGCGGCCGGGUCCGGGAGCGGCGCCGGCAACCACCGAUGCUACGGCGAAAUGGAGCCGAUCACGGCGGAGGGGCACCGCGGGCGGGACACGGACCCGGCGUUCGCGCGCGCGGUGGAGGCGCAGGUGGCGCGGCUGGGCGCGCGCGGCGUCGCCGUGCGGGUGCUCAACGUGACGCAGCUGUCGGAGCACCGCAAGGACGCGCACCCGUCCGUGCACCGGCGGCAGUGGAGCCCGCCCACGGCGGCGGAGCUGGAAGCGAGGGCGCGCGACCCCAGCAGCGGCGCCGACUGCAUCCACUGGUGCCUCCCCGGCGUUCCCGACGUCUGGAACCAGAUGCUCUAUGCGCACCUCGUGUCGUCGUCGUAGUAGCUAGGUGGCGGGCGGCAUACCCGCUCAGCAAUUCCGCAGCUCAUUUUCCGUUUUUUUAAUUAUUUUUCUCUACGCUUUGCAUAUGUAAUUUCAAAAUCGCAUACAUACAAGUCGACAGCGUAGUUUGUAAACCGAAUGAACACGGGGCAGCAGUAUGUACACAACACGGGCAGUUCUUGUUAUGUGAGUUGGUUUUAUAACUGA